GUGAGGCAGAAUGAGCACUUCGUACAAUGGACUGAAAUAAACACCUCUGUGAAGCACAUUCGUUCUGUGAUAUGAGAUAUUUAUAGUCACCGGUAAACAAGUAAGCACGAUUGGCACUUAAAACAAAUUCACUUUGCUUGUUAGCAACGGAACUAGCGUUCGUUAGACCUAGUCGACCUAGUGAGUAGAUUGUAACGGUCGCAAGCUUGUGACAGUUUAAGCAACUUGGCACAGUAGGAACAACUGAGGAGGAACCACAUGUGACGAGUUGUUUUUAACGCUUGAACAUUUUUUUUUGUUUCAAGCGGAGGAUUAGGGGCCGGGAAACAAGGAGAAGGUGGGGCAGAGGAGUCAAACGGACUAAGCAGUCACUGGCCGCCUGCUCUCCAGCCGAAAUACUCACGAAGCUUUGGGUGAGAGUCGGAGAAAGCAAGAAUUUUUCGCUCACUGGAAUUAGGAAAGAGUUCAGAGCAGCUGUUGGCUGAUUUAUUCAUCUUCAGUACUGAGCUCCUAAGUGGUUACCGUGUAGAGUGUCGUGGUUCUUUUAUAUUUCCCGUUGUGGACGGAUUUUGGGGAGUAAAUUCCCCAGCCCCGUUGGACCAUGGCCGACGACGACAUUCUCUUUGAAGAUGUUUACGAGCUGUGCGAGGUCAUUGGAAAGGGUCCGUUUAGUUUGGUGCGAAGAUGCAUCAACAGGGAAUCAGGACAGCAGUUUGCUGUGAAGAUUGUGGAUGUGGCCAAAUUCACCUCAAGCCCAGGUCUCAGCACAGAAGAUUUAAAGAGAGAAGCCAGCAUCUGCCACAUGCUCAAGCACCCACAUAUAGUGGAGCUGCUAGAGACCUACAGUUCAGAUGGGAUGCUCUACAUGGUAUUUGAGUUCAUGGACGGUGCAGAUUUGUGUUUUGAGAUUGUGAAGAGAGCAGAUGCUGGCUUUGUCUACAGUGAGGCGGUAGCCAGUCACUACAUGAGGCAGAUCCUUGAAGCGCUGCGCUAUUGCCAUGACAACAAUGUUAUUCAUCGUGAUGUAAAGCCUCAUUGUGUGUUACUGGCGUCUAAAGAGAACUCUGCUCCAGUGAAGCUGGGAGGGUUUGGCGUGGCCAUACAACUUGGAGAAUCAGGACUGGUGGCUGGAGGUCGUGUUGGGACACCUCACUUCAUGGCUCCUGAGGUGGUGAAGCGAGAACCGUACGGUAAACCUGUAGACGUAUGGGGCUGUGGAGUCAUCCUCUUCAUCCUGCUGAGCGGUUGCCUGCCCUUCUAUGGCACCAAGGAGAGACUGUUUGAAGCAAUCAUCAAGGGGAAAUACAAGAUGAACCCACGCCAGUGGAACCACAUCUCAGAGAGUGCCAAAGACCUUGUGCGCCGCAUGCUGAUGCUGGACCCAGCUGAGAGAAUCACUGUGUAUGAGGCACUCAAUCAUCCCUGGCUCAAGGAAAGAGAUCGUUAUGCCUACAAGAUCCAUCUCCCUGAGACAGUCGAGCAGUUGAGGAAGUUCAAUGCAAGAAGGAAGCUGAAGGGAGCAGUGCUAGCUGCAGUCUCCAGCCACAAGUUUAACUCCUUCUAUGGGGAUCCACCUGAGGAGCUGCCGGACUUCUCUGAAGACCCCACAUCAUCAGGACUGCUAGCAGCAGAAAGGGCCGUGUCACAGGUACUGGACAGCUUGGAGGAAAUUCAUGCACUGACAGACUGCAGUGAAAAAGACCUUGACUUUCUACACAGUGUUUUCCAGGACCAACACCUCCACACACUCUUAGAUCUAUAUGACAAGAUCAAUACCAAGUCUUCUCCACAAAUUAGAAAUCCUCCAAGCGAUGCUGUUCAGAGAGCCAAAGAGGUGUUAGAAGAGAUUUCCUGCUACCCAGAGAACACAGAUGCUAAAGAGCUAAGACGGAUUCUCACUCAACCUCAUUUCAUGGCAUUACUGCAGACUCAUGAUGUUGUGGCACAUGAAGUGUAUAGUGAUGAAGCUCUGAGAGUUACCCCCCCACCCACAUCUCCCUACUUAAAUGGAGACUCGCCUGAAAGCACCAACGGAGACAUGGACCUGGAAAACGUCACGCGAGUCCGCCUUGUGCAGUUCCAAAAGAACACAGACGAGCCCAUGGGCAUCACGCUGAAGAUGAAUGACGUGAAUCACUGUAUUGUAGCCAGAAUAAUGCAUGGGGGCAUGAUCCACAGACAAGGCACGUUACAUGUUGGAGAUGAGAUCCGAGAAAUCAAUGGCAUUAGCGUAGCAAACCAGACUGUGGAGCAGCUCCAGAAGAUGCUUAGGGAAAUGAGAGGAAGCAUCACCUUUAAGAUCGUGCCAAGCUAUCGAACACAGUCCCCGUCCUGUGAGAAAGAGUCCCCUUCUACCUCCAGACAGUCCCCUGCUAAUGGCCAUUCCAGCAUUAACAGUUCUAUCUUGGACUUGCCAUCAACCAUGCAGCCAAAAGGACGUCAGAUAUUUGUGCGGGCACAGUUUGAAUACGACCCAUCGAAGGAUGACCUCAUCCCAUGCAAAGAGGCGGGCAUUCGUUUUCGGGUGGGUGACAUCAUCCAGAUCAUCAACAAGGAUGACCACAACUGGUGGCAGGGGAAGCUGGAGAACACUAAGAAUGGCACAGCAGGGCUCAUCCCCUCCCCAGAGCUGCAGGAGUGGCGGGUAGCCUGUAUAGCAAUGGAGAAAACGAAGCAGGAACAGCAAGCCAGCUGUACAUGGUUUGGCAAAAAGAAGAAGCAGUACAAAGACAAAUACUUAGCAAAGCACAAUGCAGUAUUUGACCAACUAGAUCUUGUCACGUACGAGGAAGUAGUGAAAUUGCAAGCCUUCCAGAGAAAAACACUAGUUUUGUUGGGUGCCCAUGGCGUUGGCAGAAGACACAUCAAGAACACACUCAUCACCAAGCACCCAGACAGAUUUGCUUAUCCCAUUCCACACACAACCAGACCUCCAAAGAAAGACGAAGAGAACGGUAAGAAUUACUACUUUGUAUCACACGACCAAAUGAUGCAGGACAUCUCCAACAACGAAUACCUGGAGUACGGAAGCCACGAAGACGCCAUGUACGGCACGCGGCUGGAGACAAUCCGCAAGAUCCACGAACAGGGACUUAUAUCCAUACUGGAUGUUGAGCCACAGGCCCUGAAAGUUCUGCGAACUGCAGAGUUUGCUCCAUAUGUGGUUUUCAUUGCUGCACCAACCAUCACCCCUGGAAUGAAUGAGGAUGAGUCACUGCAGCGUCUGCAGAAAGAGUCUGAGAUCUUACAGAAGACGUAUGCACACUACUUUGACCAGACCAUUAUCAACAACGAGAUCGACGAGACCAUCCGACACCUGGAGGAGGCCAUUGACCUGGUGCGCACCACAGCCCAGUGGGUGCCUGUGUCCUGGGUCUACUAGCAUACACACUCGCACACACCCACACGCCAGUCCUCUCAAGGGAUCUCUCUCUCCCCUACUCUCUGUGCAAGACAUCUCUGCAAAAAGCAUCAUCAUUACCCGGAUGAAGAAGCACUUGUGACACUCACCAACCUCAGUGUACAUGACUUUCAGUCAGUGCAGUCUUGGCCCCUUACAGACCAGUCGUAUUUGGUGUUCUCUUUAAAAAAAAAAAAAAAGUGAAUAUUGUCAUCUUAUAGCUAAAGUAGGAUGCAACAUUUUGUAGACUUUGAUUUUAAAGAAACAGUAUCUUAUGCCCUGACAUGAGUGAGAUUUUUGUUGUUGUUUGUAUUGAGAAAUAGUUUCAGUGCUUUACAGAUGCUGCCUGCACUGGUACUACUUUGUAGACAGAGCAAAAGCACAACAGUACUACAGCAGCGUGUCCUUAGCUCAUCCUUUUUCAUCUUAUUUAUUCAAUCCCACUAUCAACUGUUACACAUAACAUUUCACCACCACUGCAGUGGAUAAUGUAAUGUGAUGGAAAACAAUGUAAAUGUCCUCUUUUUUUAAUGGUUUCUAUCAUUGUUCCACUGUUUUAACAGAUUAGUCAACAGGAUAGUGUUGGGCACAGAUAUUGUCUCUCUAAAGAGGUACAGCAAUGUUUUAGAGAUAUGAAUGAGGUCUUUGUGCAUGAGAACAUCUGCAAGCUAACAUGUUGUCAAUGUUAGCAUUGUCAAGCUACUGUAAUCUUCAGGAGAGAACAUUCCAUUUGUUUGGACAAAACCAUUCAAACCAAGGGACGCCAGUAGAGUGAUUAGAGAAGGAAAAAAAAAGGUACCUAUGCACAUCCCUUGUGUUCCGGGUGACUUUCUAAACAACUGAUUUUUACCAGCCAUGUUGUGAGAUGUGUUCGUAAAUUGUCUCAAUUUAACUUGUUGUCGAGAUCAGUGGGGGAAAAAAAGAAAAAGUCUGGAUCCAUUUCAGAACUGUGUCCUAAAAGAGUAUUAAUGUUUUAAUUAAGUUGAAUCAAAAGGAAAAUAAUACUGAUUUUUUUCUAUGU
This is a messenger RNA of Chanos chanos (milkfish), 4421 nucleotides long. It is a transcript of the gene caska, whose product is annotated as calcium/calmodulin-dependent serine protein kinase a. Gene Ontology annotation, biological process: protein phosphorylation. The coding region runs from base 602 to 3382 and encodes 926 amino acids. The record is from RefSeq and is a predicted model, not a curated record. The transcript has 27 exons. Lineage: Eukaryota; Metazoa; Chordata; Actinopteri; Gonorynchiformes; Chanidae. Gene Ontology annotation, molecular function: protein binding; protein kinase activity; ATP binding.